This is a messenger RNA of Symbiodinium sp. CCMP2592, 870 nucleotides long. The record is from the annotation of a GenBank genome assembly. Lineage: Eukaryota; Dinophyceae; Suessiales; Symbiodiniaceae.
AUGUCGCCGGCGUUGGUGCGAUCCUUGCUUUUAGCGGGAUGUCUCCAUGGCGUCUUUGCAGAAUGCAACGUCUACCUGGAGACUCAGACGAUGACGGGGCCGGGUGUAUGCACCGAAGACGGGGUAGCUGCCAUGACAGCCCCAGAGGAGAAGCAGUUGGGGGAGUGCCUUCACGAGUGUUGGGCUAGCUAUGUCAUCACUUCGCAGCCGGCUAAGGGGGCCAAUGCUGCGCUGGCGAAGCCAGAACGGGACAGCUGUUCGACGAAUUUCGAGAUCAUUUGCAGCACUGUGGAGCUUUCCUGCACCAAGCCCUUCGGCGAGUUCCCAAAUGCCUGCAGCGGUACUGUGCCCUUGGCACAGAUGCAACCUAAUGCCUACUACUUGGCCUUCUAUGCUUACAGCCAGGAAGCCGGGGGCGGGAACUCGGAAAAGGUCUUGGCCACUCGGGUGGUUACUGGCAAGGAACCGCCCGAGAUCUGCUCGGGAACAUACGGGGUCAGGAAGGCCUUUGGUGACAACUGCUUUGGCCUAACCACCAACAGUCAAGAAGCGGGCCCUGGGCGUGACCCGCCUCAGCCGCCAGCAAUCGACAACAUGCCCGCCCAGUUUCCACCCGUGGAGCCGAACAAAGAGCCGACCACCAGCACCAGCGCAAGCACCAGCACUACAGACCCCGUGCCUGACAACGGCAAAACAGUUAAGUACGGCCUUGGCGACUUUCUUCCUUGGGUUGCGGGUGUUUGUGCGCUCCUCCUCGUGAUCGGGGGUGGGCUGUACGUUCGCCGUUCCAGGCAAGCCGAAGAGCAGAGGGCUCUGAGGACUUCGACGGAGGUUGAGAUUCAAUCCGUGAAUUCCCUGAAUCGCUUCUGA